Nerophis lumbriciformis (worm pipefish) is the source of this 1586-nucleotide messenger RNA. It is a transcript of the gene hapln1b, whose product is annotated as hyaluronan and proteoglycan link protein 1b. Gene Ontology annotation, biological process: cell adhesion; glial cell differentiation; positive regulation of neuroblast proliferation. The record is from RefSeq and is a predicted model, not a curated record. Gene Ontology annotation, molecular function: hyaluronic acid binding. Lineage: Eukaryota; Metazoa; Chordata; Actinopteri; Syngnathiformes; Syngnathidae. Gene Ontology annotation, cellular component: synapse; perineuronal net.
AUUCUGCGUCCACGCUGCCACGGAGGAGGCUGCAGGUUCCCCCAGCACACGUAGAAGAGAGGUUCUGCUGAGUGCAGGAAGUUGGGUUGGCACAAGGAGCAGCACAUCAGCACUCUGCUGCAGCCUUCAGAGGUGCAUUGUGAAGUGAUGAUGAUGAUGAUGAUGAUUCCUGCGCUGCUCCUCGCCUUCAUCUCUCUGGCCGCAGCCGAGCACCUGGACACGCUGUACCCCGACCUGGAGCACUCCAGAACCAUCUAUGUGACGGAAAAUGCUCCCCGGCUGUCGGUGACGUCACAUCCGUCCAAGGUGGCGUCGAGGCGGGGGGGCAACGCCACGUUACCAUGUGACAUCAGCAGGGAGCAGUCGGCGGCGCCCAGUGGCAAGAUGAGGAUCAAGUGGACCAAACUGACGUCAGACUUCCUGAAAGAGGUGGACGUGUUCGCCGCCAUGGAUCACCACAAGCGAAGCUACGGGAGUUUCCACGGCCGCGUGCACCUACGAGGCUCCUCCCCCAUGGACGCCUCCCUGGUCAUCGCCGACAUCGGCCUGGAGGACUACGGCAAAUAUAAAUGUGAGGUCAUCGACGGCCUGGAAGACGCCGCUGCUGUGGUCUCGCUGGACCUGGACGGCGUGGUCUUCCCGUACUACCCUCGCCUGGGUCGCUACAACCUCAACUUCCACGACGCCGAGCGGGCCUGCCGGGACCAGGACGCCAUGGUGGCGUCCGUCGAGCAGCUGCGCGGCGCGUGGCGAGGGGGCAUGGACUGGUGCAACGCGGGCUGGCUGAGCGACGGCUCGGUCCAGUACCCCAUCACCGCGCCCAGAGAACCCUGCGGCGGCAAGGACACGGCGCCGGGCGUCCGCAGCUACGGCCUGAGAGAAAAGGACAAGAACCAGUACGACGUCUUCUGCUUCACCUCGCACUACAAAGGAAGUGUGUACUACCUCAUCCAUCCCAGCAAGCUGACGUACGACGAGGCGUGGCGGGCGUGUCAACAAGAUGGCGGCCAGAUAGCCAAGGUGGGUCAGAUGUACGCGGCGUGGAAGCUGCUGGGCUACGACCGCUGCGACGGCGGCUGGUUGGCCGACGGCAGCGUCCGGUACCCCAUCUCCCGCCCCCGCGCCCGCUGCAGCCCCAACGAGGCGGCGGUGCGCUUCAGCGGCUUCCCGGACAAGAAGCACAAGUUGUACGGCGUCUACUGCUUCAAAGCCCGCCACUGAAAACACGCGCAUGCGCAUUCAACUGUGACGCUUUAGCAUUGUUAGCAUUGUUAGCAGCUAGCUCUCAUCUUCCAUGAACAGUUUGCAAAAAGUGGUCAGCAUGUUGGAUCCGGACCCGUCUGGAGUCUGGAUUGACCCGUCUGAAGUCUGGACUGAGUCCCCGCCUGACGCUGGUGGUCCUGGGCACUUAAUUAUCUUGUUUAGUCCACCGACACAAGCGAGAAGAAUCUUUUUUUUGUUGUUGUUGUUCAAGGUGCUACGAUGUCAUUUUUGUUUUUGUACUGAGGAAUUUUGUCGUUCGCUUUCUUGUAGAAUCUAGAAAUGUUUUUUUUUUAUAGAAAUAUUUGUUUUGUCAUUAAACAAUG